Molecule: messenger RNA, 474 nt
Organism: Gastrolobium bilobum
Lineage: Eukaryota; Viridiplantae; Streptophyta; Magnoliopsida; Fabales; Fabaceae
Product: E3 ubiquitin-protein ligase Os04g0590900-like
Exons: 1
Coding region: 1-474 (157 amino acids)
Biological process (GO): protein ubiquitination
Cellular component (GO): cytoplasm
Molecular function (GO): ubiquitin protein ligase activity
Source: RefSeq, a predicted model, not a curated record
AUGUAUCCUCAAAGUCCUACUAUGGCAUAUUUGCAUGACGCUUUUUCCUCUGUUCCUCUAUCUUUCGAGUCCCUGGACUCAAUUCUACCUGUUGUAGGUCGACACGCAAGAGAUAUGAUCAGCGACAACAUUGAAGGACUUGACAUAUUGCAUAUGGAUGUGAUAGUUUGCACUGCCAAUGGCCUUAGUGAGGAAUAUCACGAACAUACUAUUGAUCACGAGAGCGUGUUUAUAUCAACCCUUGUGAAUUCCUUGGAAAAAGUCACAUUCAAUCAAGAUGCUUCUUCUAAUUUGGAUGAUACAUGUUCUAUUUGUUUGGAGAAGCUGGGCGAUGGAUCAAAUUCAAAUCUUGUCUGCACUAAAUGCUCGCAUGUUUUUCAUGAAGAUUGUAUUACCGAAUGGCUUCAGCAUUGUAUCGCUCAUCAAUCCUAUUCUUGUCCUUUGUGUCGUUGUCAAGUUACAUAUGUUGAUUAA